CGAAUACAGUGUUGCGUGUCAUGGUACUGCCCGGAUUCCGUGAUUUCAUGAGUUGAGACGCGCGCGCGAGUACAUGGGUCAUCGAACGCCGGGUUCGAUGCAGUCAUCGUGAGGAUUUGGGACGGUGCGUGAGAGGAAGCAACGGAGGGCGGGCUCAUAUAAAAGGGCUUGAGCGCAGCUGGAUGAAGGUAUUCACAGAAACACCAACACAUUCUACUUCACUCCCAUCCUACACUCAUAAACAGCUCAUUCCAUGUCGACACAAAGGGAAAAACACAACAGAGUUUUCAUCGCCUGCCUCAGCUGCCGCAAAUCCAAAGUAAAGUGCCUUAACAACAACGAGGACGAUCAGCCCUGUGCCCGCUGUAUACAGCGUAACCUCCCCUGCGUCUACCAGCCCGUGAACGCAUCAGGCGGUGACGGCAUGGCCCAGAAUGCCGGAGCGUCGACGAGCCAGGCGGGGUAUUACUACCCUGAGGGACAGACACAACCCUACGCCGGAAACGAUUAUCAAUACAGUUACAGACAAGACCAGCAAACUCAGCAGCAAGGCCAUUACGACCCCAAUAAUCAGGGCUAUUAUUACCACAAUGGGGCAUACUACGGCUCCGGAUACCAGGGUAACUAGUAUCGCCA
Molecule: messenger RNA, 636 nt
Organism: Mycena citricolor
Lineage: Eukaryota; Fungi; Basidiomycota; Agaricomycetes; Agaricales; Mycenaceae
Source: the annotation of a GenBank genome assembly